Penicillium chermesinum is the source of this 279-nucleotide messenger RNA. RefSeq names its product Transcription factor MADS-box. The record is from RefSeq and is a predicted model, not a curated record. The transcript has 2 exons. Bases 1 to 279 code for a protein of 92 amino acids. Lineage: Eukaryota; Fungi; Ascomycota; Eurotiomycetes; Eurotiales; Aspergillaceae. Gene Ontology annotation, molecular function: DNA binding; protein dimerization activity.
AUGUCGGGAAAAUCUCGAGAACAGCCAAAUCGUUCCAAGGUGGAGAAGAAAGUACUGCGACAGAAAAGGGACCGGCGCAGGACAGUUCUGGAGAAGAAAGCUCUGGAGUAUAGCAAGAUAUGCGGGGCGGACGUUUGCUUGGGCAUACGUAUCCGACAGUCAGAGAAAGUCUUCAUUGUCUCUGCAGAUGCGUCCGGUUUCUGGUCGCUUCUUGGCUCUAAAUUGAGCGCGCAAGAAGACAAGAACCUCUGCUUUUAUAUUUAUGACCCGAUAGAUUGA